Molecule: messenger RNA, 339 nt
Organism: Aspergillus lentulus
Lineage: Eukaryota; Fungi; Ascomycota; Eurotiomycetes; Eurotiales; Aspergillaceae
Source: RefSeq, a predicted model, not a curated record
AUGGCAGCCUCACUUGAGCAUAUCCCUCGGUAUUUUGCGAAAUCCGGGCCCAUUGAUGCUGAUCCUAAAAAGACGAAAAAAGACGGAGGAGGAAAGGGAAACUGGGGCCGCUCUGGCGAGGAAGUCCAAGAUUAUGAUUAUACCUUCACGAACGCUCGUCGCCAUUCAAACAGCAGUAGCCAAGGCAUGGCGGGUUUUAGAACGAAGUUCGAGACCAUUGAACCGGAUCCAGUCUUUGAGCAUCGCCUGCACGGUCCACGGAAUGACUCUGUCGAGCAUGGUGACUCGACGAUCCACGACCGAAAUGAAAGUGGUCAAACUAACAGCAAUGACAUCUAA